Notolabrus celidotus (New Zealand spotty) is the source of this 3128-nucleotide messenger RNA. It is a transcript of the gene il13ra1, whose product is annotated as interleukin 13 receptor, alpha 1. The record is from RefSeq and is a predicted model, not a curated record. The transcript is spliced from 10 exons. Gene Ontology annotation, molecular function: protein binding. The coding region runs from base 189 to 1355 and encodes 388 amino acids. Lineage: Eukaryota; Metazoa; Chordata; Actinopteri; Labriformes; Labridae.
CCAGAUCCAACCUCCUAAAAUGAUCGACCCCUCUUGAAGAGAACAGAAGCGAAAGUUUAACACAGACAGGCACAUUCGCUGUCUUGAGUGUUCCGAACCGUGACAGCAAACCCAGACACCAGGAGACGUUUUACGCUUUCUUCAUCUCUCAGCCCACGGACACGAACUCUUAAAAUCUUAACCCGAGAAUGAUUCAAAGUCUGGACUUAGUGUUUGUGUGCUGCCUUUUCCUGAGAGUCGAACCUCUAAUAGGUACAAUUUCCCCACCAACUAAUCUGUCCCUCACGUGGACCAGUGAUUUUAAUCUCAAGUUGUCCUGGGCACCACCAUCACAUCCAAUGGAUCACUGCCGCUAUGAAGUGAAGACAAAAAGCAAUGUAAAAUGGAGUGAAGAUACUACCAUUACCAACCAAACUUCAUUGACACGUUUCAGAGUGUUGGAAGGUGGACUCCUACACUUGUCUGUCCGAACUGUUUGUGGUGAGAAUAGGAGUAACUGGGUUUCCAACAAAACCCCUGAAACAGCUCUGGUGAAAGAUUUGCAGUGCUUCAUCCACUCCUCAAAACUUACUCGCUGCUCCUGGCUCAAUGCCACUAAAGCUUCAGAUUUCCACUUUUUUUAUCGGUUAGAGGAUCUUAGUUCAAAUGAAUCUUACAACAACAAAUCUAAAACCAUCACACAAGAGUGCCAACCAUACAAAGACCCUGGCGGCAUCAGAACAGGUUGUGACCUGCUGGCAAAAACCACCCAGUCAAUGAUCAUCAUCAUCACUGGAACGCUGGACAGCAAGCCUUUCAGGAACACCUUCAGUAGAAAACUUCAUGUGAAACCUCCUGCCCUUACCUGGACGGUCACCAAAACUAAGAAAGAAUUUAUUAUAAAGUGGAUUCCUCCUGAAGUCCUAGAUUUGUCUGAUUGGAAGUUUGUGGUGAAUUACACGGAGUGCAAUGAGCUAAAGCCGGAGAAAGAGAUACCAGGAGAGACAUCUCUGAAGCUGCCCAUGGUCUCUCGCUGUCAGUACCAGAUGUCUAUCAGAGCAGUGGCUGAUGGCCGAGGAGAGACACCAUGGACUGAAGAGAAGUAUUUUGAUGCGGACACAGAUCCUUACAGAAUGAUUUAUGCUGCAGUUAUCAUCCCAUUGAUAUUUGCUGGCCUGGCAGCCUUUGCCUUUGUGUUCUGUAGGAAGAAUAAGGAACACAUUUUCCCUGAAAUACCUGAGCCUAAGUUCCUUAUCACUGAUAUAUACAACAACAACAACAACAAGAUACACAACCUGUGUAUCCCUGAAGAGGAAGAAGACAACUGUGAAAUCACUCUAGUGGUGGACCCCCAAACAGACAAACUCUACAACUGACAAAUCUCUUAUACGUCAGGGGAGAGGAACUCAAACAGUGGCAGCUACAGAAACUUCUGCACUCGGUUUUCCCCACACCACUGCUGCUGAACUCAAACUUCACAAAGCUAGUAUUUGGUUAGAAGAAUGCAGACGUUAGUUACACUGAAUCUUUUGAUGUAUUAAAAAAAAACAACAACACUAUGCACUAUGGGGCUUCAGGAACUAAUUAUGCAAGAACCUUGAGACACACUUUGUUGUCAUGGGCCCAGCGGCUCAGUGGAAGGAGAUCAGCAAUAUAGUGCAAUAAGAGAACUGUAUCAUCUAUAUGACCCUAGAAUCCCUGAUGCAACUUCUGUUUUGAGAAGGAAAAAAAAGUUACAUCUACUUUCAUGAAUAAUUGUUUUAGCAGUAAAAAAAAAUCUGUCCUCAUUUUUCCCAAUUGUUUCAGCCAGAGCUCUGGUCUAUGUUUCUGAUACAGAUAGUUUACAGGCAAUAGUUCACUGAACCCUGCUGAUCUACUUUAGUUUGCUGGUUUAACUAUUGAUAACUCAGCAGCUUGCUGGUCAUACAAUUAGAAAAGGUUGGUUGUACAUAAAACCUCCUUUCCUAAUGCCUUGAUUCUGAAUGAUAAAGCGGCCAAAGAGGGAUAUUUUGUCGUCUACUGCUGUCCCCCUUUGUUUAAUUCAUGAUUAGCAGGGCCCAUGCAGUUAUUAACAACCAAUCAAUCAAUCUUUAUUUGUAUAGCGCCAAAUCACAACAAACAUUAUCUCAAGACACUUUUAUAAACAGAGCAGGUCUAGACCACUCUGAGUCUUAUCCUGUCUUGAUGUUGGAUCUCUGAUCAUAAUUUGACAUAGUCUUACCCCACCUUAAUCGAGGACAAACUUCCUUUAACAGGUAGAAACAUCCAGCAGGACCAGACUCAUGUUAGACAGCCAUCUGUCUCGACCGAGUUGGGUCUGGAAACAGGGAUAGAGGAGAAUAAGAGAGAAGGAGUGGUGAUAGUGAUAAGAUGAGUAGUAGUAGCUGUUGCCAGCACGUCCGUAUCAGCUGGAGUCCGGAACGUCCACAGCUGGAGGACGUCUACGGUAGCUCAGAGGAACCUACGAGACAAGGGAGCUCAGGGACUCCAGAAAGGUCUAUGGUUAGUAACUUUAAAGGGACAGGGAGAGUUAAAGUAAGUGAUGGGGGGGUUGGGGGGAAGGGGGUGAGAUAGGAUCCCAGUGUGUCAGUGCACCAGUUCCCCUAACAGUCUAAGCCUAUAGCAGCAUAACUAAGAGCUGGUCCAAGCCUGAUCCAGCUCUAACUAUAAGCUUUAUCAAAAAGGAAAGUUUGAAGCCUACUCAUAAAAGUAGAGAGGGUGUCUGCCUCCCGAACCCUGACUGGUAAAUGAUUCCAAAGGAGAGGGGCCUGAUAAGUGAAGGUUCUACCUCCCAUACUACUUUUACGGAAUGUAAGCAAACAUGCUGCACUGUGAGAUAAGAGAUUAUAUUAGAUUUAUGAUAUACUGAAGAAUAUUUAUUUUCUGUAUAAUUGUGAAAAUUGAUUUUUUUAAAGUUUUUUAAAACUUUGCUCUUUGGUUUAAAUUAGUGGUUUGGAAGAAGACCAACAAUGAGUUUGAAUUUAAAUAUCUCACACUUCAAGCUAGGUUUGUGUUCCUCAUUCCAUAAUGUUAAAUAGAGAAUAUUUUCCCUAAUGAUCUGAUUGCUUCUUUUGAAAUUUUAUUUUCUAAAUGCUUUUUGAUUUGAUGAUUUUCUGAUGAAUAAAUAACGGUUACUUUUUUGCACUCAA